Messenger RNA from Anopheles nili, 2405 nucleotides. RefSeq names its product signal recognition particle receptor subunit alpha homolog (gene SrpRalpha). The coding region runs from base 88 to 2016 and encodes 642 amino acids. NCBI's taxonomy places the organism in Eukaryota, Metazoa, Arthropoda, Insecta, Diptera, Culicidae. Gene Ontology annotation, cellular component: signal recognition particle receptor complex; endoplasmic reticulum membrane. The record is from RefSeq and is a predicted model, not a curated record. Gene Ontology annotation, molecular function: ATP hydrolysis activity; signal recognition particle binding; GTP binding. Gene Ontology annotation, biological process: SRP-dependent cotranslational protein targeting to membrane. The transcript has 2 exons.
UUUUCGUUCUGUUGUUAUUAACUAGUUUUACAUUUUAGUUUGUCGUUUGUUAUUAGUUUAGAAUAUCUCUGUAAAAACUGGUGAAGCAUGUUAGACCUGUUUACAAUCUUUACUAAGGGUGGUAUCGUACUAUGGUGCUUCCGUAGUACGAACCAGCUGUUUACUCCGUCAGUUAACGCGUUGAUAAAGAGCGUAAUUUUACAGGAGCGCUCCGGCGUGUACGAUCACGAUGGACUGUCGUUGCAGUACAAGUUGGAUAACGAGUUCGAGCUCGUGUUCGUAGUAGCAUUCCAGAAGAUACUUCAGCUGUCGUACAUAGACAAGUUCCUAAGCGACGUGCACCUGGAGUUUCGGGACAAAUACAAGAAUGAUCUGAGAGUUGACAAUCGCAACUAUGGAGACUUUAACUUCAAUGCCGACUAUCAGCGCAUCCUCGAGCGGGCCGAAAAAUGGGGCCGCCAGCAGGCAACUAUGCCGAAGCAAAUGCGCAGCUACGAGGAUUCGGCCAAGUCGAAAAAAACGGUUGCGUCUAUGAUAGAGCGAAAAGGGGAGGAUAAACCCGCUGCGGGUGGAAAGAAGUCCGUCAAGAUAGUGGAGAAAAAGAAGACGGAUACGAAAGAUAACGAGGGAGCGGAUUCAUCGUCACCUCGAGCUGGAAUGGCUGGCAACGCGAACGUGCCCUCUGAACCAGCUGACGAUCUGAUUAUGGAGAGUCGCAAGAAGCUAGCUGAGAAAAUGUCGUCCAAGGGCAGCAAGCCCAAACCGGAGAAACAGAAAUCUCCGAAAUCACCCCAGCAGCAGAAGUCUGGUAAGCAGAUGCGCGUCUGGGAUCUAGGCGGCAACUCGAAAGACCUUCCGAAUCUGGAUCGUUCCAAGGAUCGGCCCGAGGAUAUGCGAAGCGACUUCACGCCGAACGAUCAAAUUAUCGGCAGCAUGCGAGGCGGUAUACAAGAUCUGGAUGUUGAGUCGGAUAGCGAAGGCUUCUCCGAUGAGAAUGAAGAUGAAAACGACUACGAGCCGCAGCAGGAUGGCAAACAGCAGUCGGCCCGCAGUGGGGGCAUGUUUUCAAUGUUCAAGGGACUGGUUGGCUCGAAAAACCUCUCGCUGAGUGACAUGCAACCGGCGCUCGAUAAGCUGCGCGAUCAUCUGAUCGCAAAGAAUGUCGCUUCCGACAUCUCUCAAAAGCUAUGCGAAUCGGUCGCUAGCAAACUGGAGGGAAAAGUGAUCGGCACGUUCGACACGAUUGCGACGACGGUGAAGAACACGCUCACGGAGGCACUGGUGCAGAUUCUAUCACCGAAGCGCCGGGUCGAUAUUUUGCGCGACUGCCUGGAAGCGAAACGCUCCGGCCGACCGUUCGUUAUGAGUUUCUGUGGCGUGAACGGUGUUGGCAAGUCAACGAACCUGGCCAAAAUAUGCUUCUGGCUUAUCGAGAACAACUUAAGCGUGUUGAUCGCGGCUUGCGACACGUUCCGCGCCGGUGCGGUAGAACAGCUCCGCACACACAUGCGCCAUCUGAACGCGCUUCAUCCUGCAGAAAAGCACGGCGGGCGCAACAUGGUACAGCUGUACGAAAAGGGUUACGGUAAGGAUGCGGCCGGCAUUGCAAUGGAAGCGAUACGUCACGCCAACGAAAGCAAGAUCGACGUGGUGCUAAUCGAUACGGCGGGUCGGAUGCAGGAUAACGAGCCGUUAAUGCGCGCGCUCGCCAAGCUGAUCAAGGUGAACGAACCGGACCUGGUGCUGUUCGUCGGGGAGGCACUGGUCGGAAAUGAAGCCGUUGAUCAGCUGGUCAAAUUCAACCAAGCGCUUGCCGAUUACUCAUCCAGUGAACAACCACACAUUAUCGACGGAAUCGUACUGACCAAGUUUGACACGAUUGACGAUAAGGUCGGUGCUGCCAUAUCCAUGACGUACAUCACCGGACAGCCGAUCGUGUUCGUCGGAACUGGUCAAACGUACACUGACCUAAAGGCGCUUAAUGCGAAGGCCGUUGUGCACGCUCUGAUGAAAUAAAACUCAAAUAAACAGCUAGAAACGGCGGUCUGUCAUGGCAAACCAAUGCUAUCCAUCUUUCCAGUCCUUCCUGCGUGCUCAGCUAGUCAAAUCCUCCUCACACAGGGCAAGAAGACAUCGUCAUAUCGAACACCACACAUCCACAGUUUACUAGUUUCAACGGCGUUACCAAUGUUAGAUGCAACAGCUAAAAAUCAUCCCAAAUAGAAACACUUCUCCACGUCUUGAUGGUCCACUUAACAUACCGCUGGCAAAGGCCGGGAAGACGGGCAAAAACGAAAUCGAGGGUUAUGCAUAUUACCGUGAAAACAAUAUGCGUCCACAUCGGGGUUAAGGGUAUUCUGAUAUCAAUCAAAAUUAAUUUUAAAACAUCGGAAAAAAUAUACAAA